Molecule: messenger RNA, 2465 nt
Organism: Cercospora beticola
Lineage: Eukaryota; Fungi; Ascomycota; Dothideomycetes; Mycosphaerellales; Mycosphaerellaceae
Product: nucleolar complex 2 family protein
Biological process (GO): ribosomal large subunit biogenesis
Cellular component (GO): nucleolus; Noc1p-Noc2p complex; Noc2p-Noc3p complex
Source: RefSeq, a predicted model, not a curated record
CUCGAACUACGACCAUGAGCUCCAACACCACUUCCGCCUUCCGUCAACACGCAUAUCUGCAUCCGUCGCCACGAUGCCGGUCAGCAAGGCGACCAAGAAAUUUCAGAAGAAGCAUCUGUCAGACACACUGGAAAAGCGCAAGGGACUGAAAAAGACCAAGCAGCAGCAGCAACUGAAGGAGCGCAAGAAAAAGCGGAGGGCAGAAGAGGAAGGCAAGGAUGGGGAAACCGAUGGGCAGCCGACAACGAAUGGGAACAAUCAGAAGGCCGUCGCGGAUGCCUUCAAGGAUAUGAGCGUCGAUGACUUCUUCCAAGGCGGGUUCGAAGUCCCGGAAUUGCCCAAAAAGAAAGCCAGCAAGAGAAAACGAGACAGCGACGACGAGACAUCAGAUUCGGGCUCUGCUGCGGAGCAGGCGCCGGUGCGAGGAGAUAGCGAUGGCGACUCAGACUCUGAGAGCGACGUUGGCGACUUCAAAGAGCAGCUUGAUCGAUUGGCCAAGGAGGAUCCAGAGUUCCACAAAGUGCUACAAAAGGAUGAGCCUGAGGUGUUUGAUGAUUUGGACAAUCUGGAAUUGAGCGAGACCGACGAUGACGAGCCUAAGCGGAAGAAACAGAAGAAGCGAGACGACUCAGAAGACGAGGCGGACAACAACGAGCUGGAUCUCAAGACUGUCAAGAAGUGGAGAGCUGCACUGCAAGAACAACAUUCUCUGCGUGCCGCAAAAGAGGUCGUAAUCGCUUUCAGGUCCGCGGCCCAAAUCUCUUCGUCAGACGCAGAGGAGAAGGAGUUCAAGUACUCGGUAUCGAAUCCACAGGUCUACCACGAGCUGCUCACUACUGCACUGAAGGAGAUCCCCAAAGUCUUCGAGCACCACUUGCCGGUACAGGAGGCGAAGAAUGGGAAAGUCCACGUCCAGACGGAAUCCAAGAAGUUCAAGACACUCGGCCCCAUGUUGCGCUCUCAGAUAUCUGGUAUCCUGCACCUUCUGGACCAUCUAUCAGACCCAGCGACCCUCCGGCUUACCCUCGCAUCGCUGUUGCCGCUCCUGCCUUACUUGCUUUCCUUCAAGAAGCUGGUGCGGGAUGUCUCGCGUGCAGUGACUGUCGUCUGGUCUUCGCAUAGCAACACCGAAGCGACGCGUAUCGCAGCGUUCCUUGUCAUGCGUCGACUGACCGUUAUUGGCGAUGCCGGCAUUCGCGAAAACGUGCUCAAAGCCACUUAUCAGGCACUAGUAAAAGGCGCGCGCAACACAACAGUGCACACUAUGCCUGGCGUGAACUUGAUGAAGAACUCUGCUGCUGAGCUUUGGGGUCUUGCCGGUGGCGAGGGUGGUGUAGCAUACACUACCGCAUUCACAUUCAUCCGAAGCUUGGCUCUGCACCUGCGAGGUAGCAUCACGAACAACUCCAACGAGAGCUACAAAGCGAUAUACAAUUGGCAAUACGUACACAGCCUGGACUUCUGGAGCAGAGUUCUGGCAAUGCACUGCACAGAAAAGUCCUCACCGCUGCAAGCACUGAUAUAUCCUUUCGUGCAAGUCACGCUCGGGGCACUACGACUGAUCCCAACAGCGACCUACUUUCCACUGCGCUUUCAACUCGUACGUUCUAUGUUACGAGUCAGCCUUGCCACUGGAACCUACAUUCCGCUCGCAGCCCCCCUGUACGAAGUCCUAAACAGCGCUGAGAUGAGGAAGGCUCCGAAGCCAGCCACACUCAAGCCUUUGGACUUCAAUACCACGAUCCGGGCGCCAAAGUCAUACUUGCGGACUCGCACGUAUCAGGAUGGUGUUGCUGAGCAAGUGCAGGAACUGCUUUCUGAAUUCUUCGUUAUGUGGGCCAAGAACAUUGCGUUCCCAGAACUUGCUCUUCCAGUCACAGUCAUGCUACGUCGUUGGCUCAAAGAAGCGAAUCAGCGAGGAAAGGGCAAGGGUGGCAACAAGAAUACCAAAAUCAACAGCGCCAUACAGCUGCUCGUCCAGAAAUUGGAGGCCAAUGCGAAGUGGAUUGAGGAGAGGCGAGCAAAGGUCGAGUUUGCGCCAAACCACCGUCAAGGCGUUGAUGCGUUCCUGAAGGACGUCAGUUGGGAGAAGACUCCGCUGGGCGCGUAUGUCGUAGGACAGCGGAAGACCAGGGAGGAGAAGGCAAGAGUUAUCGAGGAAGGCAGGAAAGAGGAAGAGAGGAGGCGCGCUAGCGAGAAGGCUGCCAAAGGGGGUGCAGAAGAUCGUGAAGAGAGUGACGAUGAGGCCAGUGAAAGUGAGGCCGACAGUCAAGAUGAUGACGAUGAGGAGAUGCUAGAUGUCGAAGAGGACGAUGACAGCGAGUAGCCAUCAGUCGACUCAAUAGUCCGCAGGAAGAAGUAAUGCUGCGCGAACACGCGCUUCAGAAAAGUACAGAUUGCUAUUCUCCGGUCCAAUUGGGCUGAGAUCAAUCCGUCAAGGUACCCCUCAUGAGCGCUGAAGUCGG